AUGGAGGAAGAUGAUCCUAUGGAAGCCAAGUUGCCGACUAAAAAAACAGGCAAGAAGAAGAAAAAGAAAGUAAAAAAGGCUGUGUCUUCACCUACGGCGUCUUCACCUACGGCUUCAGUUUAUAUCCCUGGUCGGGGACAGAUUGACGAAGAUGAAGAAUUGGUUAUGGAUGAAACGGCGUAUGUUAUGCACCACCAAGCCACGACAGGUGAUCCAUGUCUCAGCUUUGAUGUGUUACGAGAUGGCCUCGGUGAAAAGAGAGAGACGUUUCCCCACACCUCCUACAUCCUUGGAGGCACCCAGUCAGAAACUGGUUAUUUUAACUACAUCAUGCUCAUGAAAAUGUGCAACAUGCAUAAAACCCAGAAGGAAGAGAAAGAAGAUGACAGCGAGGAGAGUGAGAGUAGCAGUGAUGAUGAUGAUGAGGGCGAAGAUAAGCCCGACAGAACAGGAAAAAAGACACCACCAGUAUUGUAUCAGACAAUGAUAAAACAUAAUGGCUGUGUCAACAGAAUAAAAGCAACAAACAUCAGUGGUCAUGUUGUGAGUGCAUCCUGGUCGGAGCAUGGAGUUGUCUACAUUUAUGAUGUGACAUCCCACGUCAGUGUGCUGGACACCCCCGACAAGAUUGAGGAGUUUGAGGCCUCAGGUAGCCAGGCAUCCCCACUGUUUGCUUUUGACGGGCAUCAGAUGGAGGGUUAUGCCUUGGCCUGGUCACGAAAUGAUGCAGGCCGGCUGUUGUCUGGUGACUGCAACAAAAACGUCUACAAGUGGCAGCCAAGAGAAAGCACCUGGCAAGUCGACAUCCGGCCAUUUGAAGGUCACACGGCAUCUGUUGAAGAUAUCAAGUGGUCUCCUUUGGAGAGCAAUGUGUUUAUGACCUGUUCAGUAGAUAAAUCAUUAAGAAUUUGGGAUGCUAGAGCCAACCCUAGCAAGGCUUGUAAACUUGUAGCCAGUGAAGCUCAUCUGCGAGACAUUAAUGUCAUCGACUGGUCUCUGUUUGAUCCUCUGGUCAUAUCUGGAGGAGAUGAUGGCCUUAUUAAAAUCUGGGACUUGCGGAAAUUCACUAGCGGAGAGGUUGCAGUAUUUGAACACCACAAAGGCCAGAUCACAUCUGUGGAAUGGAACCCACACGAUAGCUCGGUGUUUGUGGCGUCCGGCUCUGAUGACCAGGUUACUAUCUGGGAUGUUGCGGUGGAGCGCGAUGAAACUCCAGAAAAUGAGGAUGAGCCAGAUGUUCCCCCGCAGCUUCUCUUCAUCCACCAGGGGCAGAAAGAUAUCAAGGAAGUUCACUGGCACCCUCAGAUUCCAGGAGUGGUGUUUUCAACUGCCCAGAGUGGAUUCAAUGUGUUCAGGACAAUUAGCGUUUGA
Messenger RNA from Candidula unifasciata, 1371 nucleotides. The record is from the annotation of a GenBank genome assembly. NCBI's taxonomy places the organism in Eukaryota, Metazoa, Mollusca, Gastropoda, Stylommatophora, Geomitridae.